UAAUCGCACGAUUUUGUUCAAGCCACAGCACAAAUCACCGUCCCUUUGAGACUUUUUCAUUCACAUUAUUUAAAAAAAAAACCAACAAAAACUUUCUUUCCAGUUUGCAAAGUCAACUCCUGUUUUGUUUUUGUUUUUCCGGAAAUUAAAAAAAAAAACAAAAAGAAACAAAAAGAAAACUUUGUAAACUAUAUUAAUCAGGAUUCCAAUUGGUUUGGAAGAGAUACAGAUUUGUAGUUGAAGAAGAAGAAGAAGAAAGAGGAAAAUAAUCAAUCAAUCGAAUCGGAAUUGGGAAGAGAAUGGAGAAAGAAGAAGCGAGUCGUGGGGAAAGUGGGCAUGUGGUGUGCGGAUCAUGGAUUCGUCGCCCCAAGAAAGUCAACUGGGCCAUCAUCGCCAGAGCUGCCAAACGCCGUGGCUCCUCCUCUCCUGCCCUCCUUCACAUCUUCUCUUUCGAUCCCAUCACCACUUCCCUCUCCUCCUCUCCCUUGGCAACACAUGAGCUUAAGGAGAGUGAUGGUGAUCCUAUAGCAAUCUCUGUGCAUCCUGGUGGUGAUUAUUUUGUUUGCUCUACCUCCAAAGGUGGUUGCAAGUUGUUUGAGAUCGUGGGAGGAGCAACAGGUGUUACAAUCUUAGCCAAAGAACUCCCUCCUCUUCAGAAUGCUGGGCUACAAAAAUGUAUGGCCUUCAGCUUUGACGGGUCUAAACUAGCUACUGGAGGAGUGGAUGGGUGUCUAAGAAUAAUGGAGUGGCCAAACCUAAGUGUAAUUUUGGAUGAGCCAAAGGCACACAAAUCCAUCCGGGACAUGGAUUUUAGUCUUGACUCAGAGUUCUUAGCCACAACAUCAACUGAUGGGUCAGCUAGGAUAUGGAAAGCAGAAGAUGGUUUUCCUUUGUCAACUUUGGAACGUAGUGGGGAUGAAAAUAUUGAACUGUGCCGGUUCUCUAAAGAUGGAACAAAACCCUUUCUGUUCUGUGCUGCUCAAAGAGGUGAUGUUCCUGUGGUCAAUGUUUACGACAUUAGUACAUGGAAGAAGCUUGGGUUCAAGAAGCUGUCAAGGAAGAAUGCAUCGACGAUGGCAGUGAGCUUGGAUGGCAAAUAUAUUGCUUUGGGUGGCAAAGAUGGAGAUAUAUCUGUAGCUGAAGUGAAGACAAUGGAGAUAUACCAUUACAGUAAGAGGCUGCAUCUUGGUCAAACCAUUGCUUCACUUGAGUUCUGCCCUAGUGAAAGGGUGAUGCUGACAACAUCGAGUGAAUGGGGUGAGAUGGUGACCGAACUCACUGUACCAAAGGAGUGGAAAGAGUGGCAGAUAUAUGCGCUGUUGUUUUGCUUGUUCAUGGCAUCAGUGGUACUUGCAUACGUGUUCUUCGAGAACUCAGAUUCGUUUUGGAAGUUGCCAAUGGGAAAAGAUCAAAGAAGACCAAAGAUAAGUCUCUUUGGAGGUUCAUCCUCUACGCCUGCCGAGGAUCAUAACAAGUGGAACUUGGACCUAUAGAUUGAAAGAGAGAUAUUUAUGUGUAAACUCCACACGGGACGUUUUCUGUCUUUUUGUUUCUUUUCAAAACUUUGUCACAUGUUUUUAUUUUCCUCCUUUUCCUCAGCUCUGAUUAUCUGACAGUAACUCUUUCGGUUCUGGAAUUAAAAAUUAAAAAUACGUUUUGGUUUCAA
Molecule: messenger RNA, 1666 nt
Organism: Raphanus sativus (radish)
Lineage: Eukaryota; Viridiplantae; Streptophyta; Magnoliopsida; Brassicales; Brassicaceae
Product: SEC12-like protein 1
Exons: 10
Coding region: 300-1493 (397 amino acids)
Biological process (GO): protein secretion
Cellular component (GO): endoplasmic reticulum membrane
Molecular function (GO): GTPase activator activity; protein binding; guanyl-nucleotide exchange factor activity
Source: RefSeq, a predicted model, not a curated record